UGAGUCAGACAGUGGACGGUGUCCGCCAGUUACGGUUUGGGAAUCGGAGAACGCACGAGAAUUACUCUUUGGACAUCAUUUUGAAACAGAAGCGAAGGAAAAAGCACCUGUUGAAUUGGUACAGUAAAGUUGUUCAAGUAUUUUGGAUUUUUUUUUCUCUCUCUUUGACUGUUCUGGGUUUCAAUAAAACAUUGCGGAACUUUCGGUGCUUUGCUGACAGCCAGUUAUCUGCUUCGGACUUUCAUGUAGUGUGGUGACUUUUGCAGAGUGCACUGUAGCAACCAAACGGUGUGCACAUUUACUGUGUGUUUUCUCUGCUUAGAGCGCGUGACUGGUACUCUUGUGCUUUGAAUCUAUGUCAACAAAAAUGGAGCAACCGUUUUAUCAUGACGACUCGUUUCUCUCUGCUUAUGGCCAUUCAGACGCUGGGCUGCACGACUACAAGAUCCUAAAGCAGAAUAUGAACUUGGGUUUCGCCGAACCUUAUCGGAACCUCAAGACACUCCGCACCGAAAGCGACUUCUAUCCCUCUGCAAACGGAGACGUCGGGUCGCUCAAGCUAGCUUCUCCCGAGCUCGAGAGACUCAUCAUCCAAAACGGUAACGGUGUCAUCACCACACCAUCCCCUGGCCAAUACCUGUAUAGUCGGGGAAUCACUGAGGAACAAGAGGGCUUCGCGGACGGUUUCGUGAAAGCCUUGGACGAACUUCACAAAAUGAACCAAAUGGCUCCGCCUAACGUGUCCAUCGGGGCUGGAGGUGUGUCAUCUUGCUCCGUUCCAUCUUCUGUCUUCGGGAGUUCGUUGCCGCCGGAGACCCCUGUCUACACCACACUCAAUAGUUGUACUCCGAACACUAGCCUCACUCCUGCCAACUACCCGACCGCUACCAUCAGCUAUCUGCCUCAUCACCAGCAGUAUCCGCAUCACCAGGCGACGACGCAUCCCUCUCACCACUUUCAGCACUCUCUGUCAGGCUCUGCUCUUCAUCCUCAGCGACUUCUUGCGCUCAAAGAGGAGCCGCAGACGGUGCCGGACCUGCAGAGUAGCGAUGGUUCUCCGCCAAUGUCGCCGAUCGACAUGGAGACUCAGGAACGGAUCAAGGCGGAACGCAAACGGCUUCGAAAUCGCCUCGCGGCGACAAAGUGCAGACGACGAAAAUUGGAGCGCAUCUCUCGCCUUGAGGACAAAGUGAAAGUCCUUAAGUCAGACAAUGCCGGGCUGUCCAACACUGCCUCUCUCCUUAGGGAGCAGGUAGCCCAACUGAAACAGAAAGUAAUGACACACGUUAGCAGCGGUUGUCAGCUUAUGAUCACACCAAAGAUCAAGUCCUACUAAAAAAUAUAUACGUGUACAAGGACACAGGACUCUUACAUAAAUGGGGGAAAACACUGGAAGAACAAAAUUAUGAUGUUCAUGAUAUAUUUGUAAUGCAAAUGUAUUGUACAGCAGUAACGAGCAUUCAACAUUUGAUGUGCUUGCGUGUUGAAACUAGUGUUUUGGUUUUUUGUUUGUUUGUUUGUUUGUUUGUUUUC
Messenger RNA from Chanos chanos (milkfish), 1533 nucleotides. It is a transcript of the gene junba, whose product is annotated as JunB proto-oncogene, AP-1 transcription factor subunit a. NCBI's taxonomy places the organism in Eukaryota, Metazoa, Chordata, Actinopteri, Gonorynchiformes, Chanidae. The coding region runs from base 356 to 1336 and encodes 326 amino acids. Gene Ontology annotation, molecular function: transcription factor binding; RNA polymerase II cis-regulatory region sequence-specific DNA binding; DNA-binding transcription factor activity, RNA polymerase II-specific. Gene Ontology annotation, biological process: regulation of cell population proliferation; regulation of transcription by RNA polymerase II; regulation of cell cycle. Gene Ontology annotation, cellular component: transcription regulator complex. The record is from RefSeq and is a predicted model, not a curated record. The transcript has a single exon.